AUGUUGAACUGUAAAGAUGAUGAGAAUAAAUGUGACUGUUUGGCGAUCGAAUGCCCACGGGUAUUCAACUACUCGAUUGCACUGAAAGAGGAAUGCUGGAUGAAGGAAUGUUUUAUCAGCGAAAAAGCACUCGAUCAAUCAAUAUUACUAAAGGUGACUAUUGGCUAUGCUUUAAUACUACUAGUUGGGCUUUUUGGUAACAUAAUGGCGAUUGCCGUGCUUUCUCGACAUCCACGCAUCAAAACUCACAGCAGUGUCUACAUCAUUAAUCUUGCUGUUGCCGAUAUCAUAACACUAAGUGUUGGACUACCGUUUGAGCUGAUAAUGAACUGGAGACAGUAUCCAUGGCCAUUCCCAGAUGUGUUUUGUAAUUUGAAAGCGUUGAUUGCCGAAACAACAAACUACACAUCUAUACUCACCAUUCUACUGUUUUCCUUUGAACGGUAUAUUGCUGUAUGUCAUCCGUUUCUCUUCGGAAACAUUAAAUCUUUAAGAAAAAACGUGCAUAAGAUGGUGUACUUCUCAUGGUUAGUGUCGCUAAUAUUUGCCUCACCGUUCGGAAUUUAUCAUAAAGCCGACUAUGUAUUAAAAGAUUGGCCUGGAACUGACGAUAAUACGCCGGUUAGUUACAGUUUUCCUUCUUCGUUCUUUUCUUAUAUAGUUUUUCUUUGA
Molecule: messenger RNA, 672 nt
Organism: Angiostrongylus costaricensis
Lineage: Eukaryota; Metazoa; Nematoda; Chromadorea; Rhabditida; Metastrongylidae
Source: the annotation of a GenBank genome assembly